Filobasidium floriforme is the source of this 1421-nucleotide messenger RNA. Its product is annotated as HCNGP-like protein-domain-containing protein. The coding region runs from base 76 to 1284 and encodes 402 amino acids. The record is from RefSeq and is a predicted model, not a curated record. The transcript is spliced from 6 exons. Lineage: Eukaryota; Fungi; Basidiomycota; Tremellomycetes; Filobasidiales; Filobasidiaceae. Gene Ontology annotation, cellular component: nucleus. Gene Ontology annotation, biological process: regulation of DNA-templated transcription.
CCUUCAUUUCACUCUAGCCAACAGGACAGCAUCGAUACAUAUUGGUCGAGCGGAGUGGUUCUGCGGCAACGCAAGAUGCAAAGCCUAACUUCGUAUGACGACUCGGACCCCGAAUCACCACCUUCUACAAACCCACCCGUCUCGAGAUCGUCGACCACAAAGAUUGUAUCAAGAAAGCAAGAAGUUCAAGAUGAGGUUAACCAACGAGAUUCGAAUUUAGGCUUGAUCACGACAAAUCUUGGCUCUAGACGGAUAGCAAAUCCGACCGAGGGUGACCACGAACCGAACCCGCCCUCGAUCCCACCGCCUCAGACCGUCCAGACCAGCACAUCGAUCAAGAAACCACUAUCGAUCGGAAUUAAAAAGCUCAAUCGGUCCUCUUCCACCCCGACCACCCCUGCGGGCUCUCAAGCUAGAUCUUUUCAUGGUCGGACAGGAACGGGAUCGAAGUCGAGGUUUGACGCAGCCGAGCAGGGGGAAGGUUCGGUAGGGGUCGGUCUGGACUCGCAACCAGGCGAAUUGUCAAACCAGACUACAAACCUGGAGGACGGUCUGACGGAAGACGAAUUGUUCAGGAAGAUGACUGCCCCUCGCGGAUGGACUUCGCAAGGCUGGGCGAAAGCCGACCCUGGACCCGAUACAUUGAAGGGAGGCUCCACGACGUCCACUGCGACGGCGGACAAGGGGGCCGAACCGUGGAAUAUCCCGGAAUUGACGAGCGAGUUGCCGGAUCCGGUGUUACAGAACAAGGUAGACACUUAUCUGAAGCUCAAACUCGAACGGGACCAGCACAUCAAUACCACCUUGUUGUCCUCGACAGCGUUUGCGAACCCGCACAUCUACUCCAAGUUGGUUGAAUUCGUUAACAUCGAUGAACGCGGGACGGCCUUUCCUAACGGCGGCUGGUUGACCCGUAGAGGUCUCGAAGAUCGACGACCGGUCUGGGGUGCGAAACACUUGUCGGACCUGCAGAAGCGGGAGAGGGAGGCGGUUGAACGCGUUCAAAAGGAAGGCGGGAGGAAGGGGAUCGAUUUCGCACCCGCUUCGACAUCGAGCUCGAGAAAGGGGAAAGAGAAGGAGAGGGAGUCGGAUUACCCAUUUGUCCUCCCACUCGAUCCUGCUGGACGGUCGAGCUUGAGUGCGAGACGUGAACGAAGGGAUGACGACCGGGACAGAGAUAGGAAUAAGGAGCGGGAGAGGAAACGCAAGGGUGUGGGGGAGGAUGAAGGGCGGUAUGAACGGGAUAGGGAGAGGAAGCGGGAGAGGUGGAAGGACGGGAUGUAAUGUGUGUCGGUUUGAGAUAUAUGCCUACGGUAGCACGUCGCGCCGACACAAAUCGAACGUUCGCCUCUGUCCACCUUCUUGAGAGGACGUUUCGGUGAGGUUCAGCUGUGACUCUGAUGAACAUCAGCGUGAGAUUG